Lodderomyces theae is the source of this 1254-nucleotide messenger RNA. RefSeq lists its product as uncharacterized. Bases 1 to 1254 code for a protein of 417 amino acids. The record is from RefSeq and is a predicted model, not a curated record. NCBI's taxonomy places the organism in Eukaryota, Fungi, Ascomycota, Pichiomycetes, Serinales, Debaryomycetaceae. The transcript has a single exon.
AUGUCCACCACUAAAGUUCCAACUGCAGUACGACGAUUGAUCGAUCUUUACAACAUCAUUUCUCGUAAACAAAACUCAUUGUAUGCAGAGGAAGUCGAAUCCUUUCUCCAUAAUACAUCUGAUCUGAGUCUACGAAAUAAGCGAUGGUCAUUGCUAAAUAAAAACGCAAGAAAAGGUCUCGACUUUAAGGUUGAUAGAAAUAGAGAACGACGGUUGUUUCAAGAUCCCAUACAAUUUGGUCCCAAUGAGCUCAAGGAAACAAAGUAUUUAUUUAAGGACCAGUCCAAGUUUAAGAAAACGAAGGGAGUACUACCUGGUUUGCCCGUAGUUGAAAAGAGUACCAGUGUUUACAAUGCCGAUAUAGAGUCUACCAUUAGUGCUUACUUUGACCCACUGACGUCGCUCCUGAUGCAUAAGCUGCAUCAGAACAGUUUCAAGUUUUAUUUGCAAAGGUUGAUGGGUGCCCCAAUCAUGAUCAUAUUCAAACAAAAAUGUGACUUGCUUUCCCAAACAUCAAUGGACCAAUGGAACCAGCCCUAUUUUGAGAUGAGGAAGAGAGUACUGACAGAAAAUGAAAAGAAUAAGGGGCAGAGAUUGCCACCGUUUGAAUUGACAAAAUUGACCCACCCUGAUACAUUCUCGUUAGCUUUAAAGAGCGACACAUUCAUGAGAAGAAAGGGCCAAAACUUUGAGCAAUUGGUGAAAUCUCAACCUUGGAACGAGGUAGAGAAAGUUGAUGACAAAUUGGCUAUAAUGUUGAAGCAAGAGCAGAAUGUUUGCAUAUUGACAAGACUGGAUCUGCAUGAAGUUUCUAAGGAUGACUUCGCUCUCAAUACAGCUAUAGAUGAAACAAUGCAAAUUACAAAAAAGAGCACGUUCUCUUCAAACAUCAUUGACAACUUUCCGUACACGUUAAUAUUCAACAGGUUCUAUUUACUCAACUUACUCAACUUAGAUGCAGAUGUAUCCUCAUUUGAGUCGUUAUGGACAACCACUGAAUUGGAAAUUGUGGGUGCUAGAUUGGCCCUUCAUGACCCAGCAGUUAGGUCAUUAUUGCAAACGCUUGCCACCACCGUGGAUCUUCAUCAUGCUUCCAGCUAUGAGGAAAUUUUGAGGCUAGCGAAGCUAGCGAAGCCGGAGGAGACCGGCUCACACGGGUUGAAUGGCGUCAUACAAACAUUGGCUUCAAAUGGGUUGACCAACACCACUUAUAAUGAGGCGACCAAUGCACUCUAUCUAACCAAGAGCAAAUAA